GAAAUGGACAGAAACAACAUUGAAGAAGAAAGAAAGAAUUGAUUGAUUAGGGUGUGUUGGUGGUAAUUGGUAUGAUGCUUAAUUUAGUUGGAUAGUUAGGAAAACUGGUCGAAGGCAAGCCAGACUUAGUAAUUGUAAUUUACCAAUCUGGGUCAGUCCGUCCAGCUCUCUGAGCCACAUUGCCUUAUAAUGUAUAUCAUCAUCAUAUUCAUUCAGUAUAUUAUCAGACCUGAAAGUGAGACCCCAUUUACUUUUACAAGUCCUCAAAUAAAAUGUCAGGCUUUUACCAGUAUCUUCCUUUCUGUUCUUGAAUCGUUUUCCGUGUCCAAUAACCAUGUCUAGCUCGUUGGAGAAACAAAGGGUCGUCGUCUUCUCCACCACCACCACCAACACCCCAAAUCCCCCACCAAAUUUCUCACAUGAAUAUCUUCAGGGGAUUUCCUUGCAUCUCCAAACUCAUGAAACUACCGGCCCUCAUCUCGAAACACUUGGUCUUGUCCCUUUCAGUUCUAUUUCCCACACCUCAAAACAGAUCAAUUCAGGUCAUUCAUCUCCAAUGCUGCUUCAUACUGAGGCUCGUGAUCAUCAUCAUUUUUAUAGCUCAUCACUGGACCGUCAUAAGAGGAGGAAGAAAAUUAAAAUGGUUUCUCAUCAGGAAGACAGGGAGGGCAAACGCAAGAAACAAAGCAGCAGGAAAAGUGGGUCCACAACAGAGGGGAUGAGGAAGCUCAAAACCACCAAUGAAGCUAAGAAAAAACAAAACGAAGGUGCUGCUGCUGAUGAUGAUCGAAUUCAAGAGGCUCCAACAGGUUUUGUUCGUGUGAGAGCACGGCGGGGUCAAGCAACAGACAGUCACAGUCUUGCUGAGAGGGCAAGAAGAGAGAAAAUCAGUGUGAGAAUGAAGCUUUUGCAGUCACUUGUUCCUGGCUGUGACAAGAUAACUGGGAAGGCUCAUAUACUGGAUGAAAUAAUCAAUUAUGUUCAAUCACUACAGAAACAAGUAGAGUGCCUUGCAGCCAAGCUUGCUUCUGUAGAUCCUAUGUUAAGUCACGACUUUAAACUGGACCCGCUAAUUACAGGCACGCUUACAGAUGAUCAGGGACAGUGUUGCUUAGAACCUCCAUUAUGCGGUUUGCAAGAAUCUAGCUCUACCCAGUUCAGGUGUUUUGCUGACAAUGCACCUACUUCUGUCUCCUUAGUAGUCUCGGAGGAUCAGAGACCUACGGUGGUCUCUCAGGAUGAUGGAAAUCUAUUUUUUGGGUUGGACGACCAUAGUGAGAACAUUAUCAGCCAGUGUGGAUUCGAUAACUUGUGCAGUUUCUAGUCAUGA
This is a messenger RNA of Ziziphus jujuba (common jujube), 1330 nucleotides long. RefSeq names its product basic helix-loop-helix protein 80. Gene Ontology annotation, molecular function: protein dimerization activity; DNA-binding transcription factor activity. The record is from RefSeq and is a predicted model, not a curated record. Gene Ontology annotation, cellular component: nucleus. Gene Ontology annotation, biological process: regulation of DNA-templated transcription. Bases 335 to 1324 code for a protein of 329 amino acids. NCBI's taxonomy places the organism in Eukaryota, Viridiplantae, Streptophyta, Magnoliopsida, Rosales, Rhamnaceae. The transcript is spliced from 7 exons.